AUGGCCCGUCCCGGAAAAUUUGAGGGCAUGGAUGGUUCUGCGAAGUGUAUUAUUAAUUCAUUCGACAUUAAUGAGGUAUCACAACAUUUAGCUCAGUUGUGCGAUACAGCCAUAGGCGCAGAAGAUCGAGCUUCGAAGGCUAAUCAGGAAGAAAUCAUGUGCUGGUCUCUUUAUGGUAGGGAUUUUGAAUUUCAAGUUGAACCUUGA
This is a messenger RNA of Acaulospora morrowiae, 207 nucleotides long. NCBI's taxonomy places the organism in Eukaryota, Fungi, Glomeromycota, Glomeromycetes, Diversisporales, Acaulosporaceae. The record is from the annotation of a GenBank genome assembly.